Messenger RNA from Cimex lectularius (bed bug), 1567 nucleotides. RefSeq lists its product as uncharacterized. Bases 87 to 1532 code for a protein of 481 amino acids. NCBI's taxonomy places the organism in Eukaryota, Metazoa, Arthropoda, Insecta, Hemiptera, Cimicidae. The transcript has 5 exons. The record is from RefSeq and is a predicted model, not a curated record.
CGAAUCUGUGUCGAGUGGGGGCAAAGGAAUGAAUUCCCCUGACCACGCCGGUCUAACUCACAGUCAGUCGCCAGUGCCGAACAGCCAUGGAUUAUAUCUGUCUUUUCCUCUUCGUCUUUUUUGGCGCUUCGGCGGCUGUUGAAAUGUCUCCAAGGUCCAACAGGAUAAGAUUUCCGACGAAUGAAUCACCUUCUCAGAAUUACUUUGGACCACAUAUGUUCCCAGCGGAGAGUCAAGAUGUACCUAUAAUUCGUGGAGUUCCAAAUUUCAAGGGUAUCCCACUCAACGUUGUACCACAGGUCUCUUCUCUUUCAAAACCUUUUGGAGAAGAAUCUUUAAAAGGUUACUCUGAAGGUAUAAUAUAUCAGCAGCCUGGUGGGUAUGAUGAUGAGUUCUAUCACGCCUCACCACCUGUAAGAUCUGUUCCGUAUGGUUCUCCUAAAUUGCAUGUUGGAAACAGCAAUAAACCAUCUAAUUCUGGAAAUAAACAAAAAAAGCACACAGAAAGACAUAGGUUUUCACCUCAGAGAUACAACCACAACCAAGUCAAUCCGGGUAAACCUUUCCCACCUGCUGCAACACAAAUAUUCAAUUCAAAUCUAGGUAAAGAAACAAAACCAGAAAAUGUUUAUAAACAUUUCAUAAUGACACACCACGGACUGCAGAAACAGCACAGUAAUGGAAAUGCUGAUAGUGAUUUUAUGGAAGCGUUUAAAAAUCACCAAAUUAAGAAGCUUAGACCUCAGCAGCAGCCUGUAAAGCAUUUUGCUAAUAACGAUGAAGAAUAUUUUGAUUAUGAACAACCUAGACCUCAAUGGCAAAUGAAGGAACAUUUGCAAGAACUCACAGGCCACCCGAUGCACUUUAAAAAUAGCCAUCCACACAAUCAUCACCAGCACAAUGAAGAAACGAAGCAACAUUUUCAACAAAAUCCUGAAGAAAGCUACAGUUACGAGGAUAGCUUCGAAUCCCAAGAAGUUGUGAAUAAAUUCCCGCACAAGUACGUACCGGCCAACGAUCAUGUUCAGGAAUAUCAUUCGGGUCAUGAUACAAGGCAUAAGCCAAAAUACGAAAAUCACAAACACAAUUUCCCGGAGGUUCAAGUCCACAGGAGGCCGGCUGAAUACCAACAGAGCCAUUUCAAAAAGGUUAAAGAGGAACCUUUUUUGGAAAUAACAAAAGAAAAGAUUACAAAGUACAACCCGCACAACUUUGAAAGGAUCCACAGAAAUCCGCCUUUCGAGCACAAAUUGACUUCAGGCUCUGAGUGGAUUCCAAUCAACGCCCCUGAGGGCGCACUCCCCGCCAAAUCUUACGAGAUCCCAGCGCCGGAUUUGUCCAAGGGCCACGAUCACGCCCAGUUCCAAAGGAUUACCGGCCAAAAUUUUCACACAAACGAAAGAGUUCUGUACAGGCCUGGAACCGGCGACAACUUCAAAUUAAGCCAAAGACCUAGUAACAUAGUCUACGGAGGAAGAAAGAAAAUUGGAAAUGAGGAAGUGGUAUCGGCUUCUGUGAUGGUUAAGCAAUAAAACAACCCGAUACACAUUAAAUUAAAUAAUGGGUU